ACGGCCCAAACCAAACAGGCGCAAUCUGAUGGAAGGCGGGAGAGCCGAUGAUGGCCGGAGCAGUUCCACGGUUGUAAGUUAAGCCGCAGGCAGAAUUGAGACUUUCAAACUAAACGAAGAAAUCUCAGCUUUGGCAUGCUCUCCCAUGGCCGCGGCAGCAACAGCGUCACUUCCGUCGUCGGUAAGGUCAUGGAGGACAUCCUUUUUGACUCUCAGAGAUGAAACUCUAAACUCACCUCAUCCAGUUGCCAUCAUUCGCUUCCUUGAUCAACUCAUUUUUUCCCAAUCCGAAACAAUGAUUUCGGCCGUCACCGAUCUGCCUCGUCACGAGGUGACGUCCGACGUAAUGUUCUUACUUGAAUUGGCUGGGAUUGCGGCUGAUUCCAAGCGUGAUGAUGAUACGAUCCAUAUGUUUGUUCAGUUAUUAGACUUGGUUCAAGAUGUUAGCCGCACAAUGUCCCUUGACUUGAGUUCAUCAAAUUGGGCACUCAUGCUCAACUGCUUCCGAAAGAUGGUGGACAUUAUCUUUGCCAAAGCUGGUAGGACGGAGCUUUUAUUGGGAAGUGGUGUUGUAGUUAGAGCUUUAAACCAAUGUUUAGAAGUUCUAAGAUAUUUCACCAGUGCUUAUCAGAGAAAAUGGCUGCAAACAGAAAACACAGAGCUGUUGCGUUUCUUUCUAGAUAUUGUUGAAUGUUCUCAUGCUGAGUUAUCUUUCUUAGCUUCCUCAACUGGCCAUCAAAGAUGUGUUGAAAAUGGCAGAAAGCAACCUAGAUGUAGCAGUUUAUGGGAUGUGCAGGCAACUUCGUUCACUCUUAUUGGUGAAGUGUUCUCAAGAAUGGGGUCUUCUCUCCCAGAACAUGCAUGGAAAUCUACUAUUCUGGUUCUCAAAAAAGUAAUGGAUACGCUGGCAUCUAGAAAUAACCUUGUGGAAGAUAAUGAGAUGGCCAGGUUUUACAUUUCACUUCUGCAAUGCCUUCAUUUGGUUCUUAUAGACCCCAAAGGACCUCUUAUUGACCAUGUGUCUGGUUUUGUUGCAUUGUUGCGGAUGUUCUUUAUAUAUGGCCUUUCUCGUGGAUUCCAACUUAAAGGCCCAGUGGCUAGUGGAAAUGAAGAGGAUUAUUCUAGAAGCUCUGGAAAGAAGGCUGAAGAAUCUGGUAAACUUAAAACUGGUGUAUAUAGGCCUCCCCAUUUGCGCAAAAAGGAUGUACUUAAAUCUCAACAGCAACAACAUCAGGGAGUGUCUUGCUCUCCCAAUUUAGGAUGUCCUAGAGUUGAUUAUACCUCAUCAGAGUCAGAUUACAGUGAUAGCGAUGGAUCAACUAAAUGUGGGGACAGUAAUCGUUUCGCCAAGGCAAGAGUUGCUUCCAUAAUUUGCAUUCAGGAUCUUUGUCGAGCUGAUCCAAAAUCUUUCACUGCACAAUGGACAAUGCUAUUGCCCACUGCAGAUGUGCUAAAGUCAAGGAAGUAUGAAGCCAGUAUGAUGACAUGCUUACUCUUUGAUCCGUCUAUGAAGGCAAGGACUGUUGCUGCAUCCGCUCUUGCAACAAUGUUGGAAGCACCCACAUCUUUUUUUCUGCAAGUAGCAGAAUAUAAAGAAUCCACUAAAUGUGGAUCCUUCACACCACUUUCGAGCUCUCUUGGGCAGAUACUUUUGCAGCUGCAUACAGGCAUCCUAUACCUAAUCCAGUGUGAAACUCAUGGUGGACUAUUGACAUCAUUGUUCAAAAUCCUAAUGCUUUUGAUUUCAUCAACACCAUAUUCGAGAAUGCCCGCGGAGCUCUUGUCAACUGUUAUAUCAUGUCUUCAUACUAGAAUUGAUCAGGGAUUUCUGUGUAGAGGUGAUCAGACUACUCUCCUGGGUGCAGCCUUUAAUUGCUUGAGUUUAGCUCUAUCUGCAUCAUCUUCCUCCAUAAAAGUUAGAGAUAUUAUUGUGGAAGAACUUUCAAAAGGUGGUUUUGAGGUUGAAAGAAGUUCUGGCUUGUUAUCUACGCUUUUCCGGUAUUCUCAGCCAUUGAACAACUCAUCUGUUUUCCUUGAGGCUCUCCAGGCCCUCAGAGCUGUACCUCACAACCAUCCUGAUCUAGCUUUAGCUUGUUGGAAUCAAGUUUCAUCAACUGUUUAUGAACACCUGGGGGCUAACAAUUCUGGGCAUGGUUCAGUAGGUGAAAAGACUGUCACUGCAGCAACCAAGGUCUUGGAUGAAACUCUGCGUGCAAUAUCUGGAUUCCAAGGAACAGACGACAUUUUCAAUGAUAAGAUGGCCGAUGGCCCAUUUACAUCAGAUUAUUUGAGAGCAAAAAAAAUUUCAUCUGCUCCAUCAUUUGUAGCAGACAAUGGAGCAGGUUCCAAGGCUGAAAAGGAAGCCUGCCAACUGGGAAUCAAGCAAUGGUCUGAGGCAAUUGAGAAGCAUAUGCCUCUGGUUCUAUGCCAUCCUUCUUCCAUGGUGAGGGCUGCAGCAGUCACUUGCUUUGCGGGGUUGACAGCGUCUGUGUUCUCCUCCCUUCCAAAAGAGAAGCAGGAGUUUAUUGUAGCAUCUUCUAUUAGGUCUGCAUUGAAGGAUGAUGUAUCCUCUGUGAAAUCGUCUGCUUGUCGUGCCAUUGGUGUCAUAACUUGUUUUCCAUCAAUUUUUCAGAGUGCAGAGAUCCUUGGAAAAUUUGCUCACGCUGCUGAGGUUAAUUCGCGUGAUUCAUCGAUGAUGGUACGUGUCACAGCCUCUUGGGCCCUGGCUAAUAUCUGUGAUUCUCUUCGCCAUCAUGUUAUUAAUGCUUCUACCGAUUUGAUAUUGACUUCCCAAAUAAUUGGGUUACUAAAGGAGUGUGCUCUACGUCUAACUAAGGAUGGUGAUAAGAUCAAGGCGAAUGCUGUCAGAGCUCUUGGUAAUCUUGCAAGACUUAUGCGAUUUCCAUGUGAGUUCAUCUGUAACAAUUACGAUGCUGUCAUUCGACUUGAAAGAGAUGAAGUACAAAAUAUCCUUCAGAAACGAGAAGUGCAAAAUUUACCGGAGAACGUUCUUACAGAAGAUUUGUAUUCACUGGGAAGGAUGGUACAAGCAUUCGUUUCUUGUGUUUCAACAGGCAACGUGAAGGUACAGUGGAAUGUUUGCCAUGCACUGAGCAAUUUAUUUCUGAACGACACAUUGAAGCUGCAGGAUAUGGAUUGGGCUCCAUCUGUUUUUAGUAUCCUCCUGUUGCUGCUUCGCGAUUCUCCUAAUUUUAAGAUCAAAAUACAAGCAGCUGCUGCUUUGGCUGUCCCAGUAAAAGUAACUGAUUAUGGGACAUCCUUCUCUGAUGUUCUUCAAGGGGUGCUCCAUAUUGUUGAGAAUCUGAAUUCAGAUCAGAUAACACCAUCAAGUUUCAAAUAUUGGAUUGCACUUGAGAAUCAGGUGACUUCAACAAUGCUCCAUCUACUUGGGCUUGUUUCAGGGACUGAUAGUCCUCAAGUAGCAGGAUUUAUUGCGAAGAAAUCAUCGUUUCUGGAGGAGUGGUUUGGACGGCUAUGCUCUUCAGUUGGAGAGGCAAGUAGUAGUACUGAAGCUGUUGCGGAAAACAUUUCCAAGUUGAACCAGAAGAAAGAGGUGAUAUUGAGAGCAUUACAGUCAGUUAUUAAAAUAUUGGAAACUGGGAAAGACUCGGUUAUUGGCAGAAAAUUUGACAAGUUGGUGAACAAUAUUAUAGUGUAAAAAGCGAUCAAAGUCACUUGAUAUUGGUGAAACAGUAUUUGACAAUUUUCACCGGGUAGUAAAUGUAACUCUUUUUGUGUGUAGAUUCAGGAAGUUAAGUGAUAUGUAUUUAUUGAUUGUUAUUAGCUUGAGAAACAAUAAUAAUAUUUAUAGUUCAAUUUGA
Impatiens glandulifera is the source of this 3842-nucleotide messenger RNA. RefSeq lists its product as uncharacterized. NCBI's taxonomy places the organism in Eukaryota, Viridiplantae, Streptophyta, Magnoliopsida, Ericales, Balsaminaceae. The record is from RefSeq and is a predicted model, not a curated record. Bases 146 to 3679 code for a protein of 1177 amino acids. The transcript is spliced from 26 exons.